AUGUGGACAUUUGAGCUGUUGAGACAGGGCAGGGUCACAUGUGCCAAUUUAACGAAUGGCGGGAAGUCGGAGCUUCUAAAAUCUGGAGGCACCAAAUCCACCCUAAAGCACAUCUGGACAGAAAGCAGCAAAGACUUGUCCAUCAGCCGGCUUCUCUCACAGACUUUUCGUGGCAAAGACAAUGGUACAGAUUUGGACCUGCGCUAUGACACCCCAGAACCUUACUCGGAGCAAGAUCUCUGGGACUGGCUAAGGAACUCCACGGACCUUCAGGAGCCUCGGCCCAGAGCCAAGCGACGGCCCAUCGUCAAGACGGGGAAGUUUAAGAAAAUGUUUGGCUGGGGUGAUUUUCAUUCCAACAUCAAAACUGUGAAGCUCAACCUGUUGAUAACUGGGAAAAUCGUUGACCACGGUAACGGGACCUUCAGCGUGUACUUCCGGCACAAUUCCACUGGGCAAGGCAAUGUCUCUGUGAGCUUGGUGCCCCCAACCAAGAUUGUGGAAUUCGACUUGGCCCAGCAGACGGUGAUCGAUGCCAAAGAUUCCAAGUCCUUUAACUGCCGGAUCGAGUAUGAAAAGGUUGACAAGGCGACCAAGAACACUCUCUGUAACUAUGACCCUUCCAAAACCUGUUACCAGGAGCAGACACAGAGCCAUGUGUCCUGGCUGUGCUCUAAGCCCUUUAAGGUCAUCUGUAUUUACAUUUCCUUUUAUAGUACCGAUUACAAACUAGUACAGAAGGUGUGUCCUGACUACAACUAUCACAGUGACACGCCCUACUUCCCUUCAGGUUGAGGAGGAGCCAGUGUGGGUAAGACUGAAGCCUGAGGAAUAAAAGAGGUCAUAUGACAGGGCUGUUACUACAAAGGAGAAGGUCCCAUCUGGGGCCUGGAUUGUGUCUACGAUGCUGCUGUUGUCCACGGGCUGCCAAGAUCCCAGGGGGGACAAUCUGGUGUCAUUUCUGCCCAUUGGCUCCAUCUCUCAGUGUAGUUGUGAAUCACUGCAGGUUUUACAUAAAAUCACCCAAGGAGAAACAUACAUACACACAGACAUA
Messenger RNA from Trichosurus vulpecula (common brushtail), 1054 nucleotides. It is a transcript of the gene NXPH1, whose product is annotated as neurexophilin 1. Bases 1 to 795 code for a protein of 264 amino acids. The transcript has 2 exons. The record is from RefSeq and is a predicted model, not a curated record. Lineage: Eukaryota; Metazoa; Chordata; Mammalia; Diprotodontia; Phalangeridae. Gene Ontology annotation, molecular function: signaling receptor binding.